Messenger RNA from Vitis riparia (riverbank grape), 792 nucleotides. RefSeq names its product tetraspanin-8-like. Gene Ontology annotation, cellular component: plasma membrane; plasmodesma. Gene Ontology annotation, biological process: auxin-activated signaling pathway. NCBI's taxonomy places the organism in Eukaryota, Viridiplantae, Streptophyta, Magnoliopsida, Vitales, Vitaceae. Bases 1 to 792 code for a protein of 263 amino acids. The record is from RefSeq and is a predicted model, not a curated record. The transcript has 2 exons.
AUGUCUGGAGCCAGUCGCUGCUUGCUCGCAUGCUCCAACUUUCUGACAUUCUUAGUAUCACUCCCUCUCAUGGCUUCAGUCAUGAUUACGCAUUUUUCUAGCCAUACAAGUUGUAGUCAUUACCUGCUGCAUCCCCUUUUUGUGAUUGGAAUUGUCCUUUUUGUUGUGUCAAUCCUGGGGAUGAUUGGUUCAUGCUAUCGCAUCACCUUCAUGCUCUGGUUUUAUCAAUGGUUGAUGUUCUUAUUGAUAUUUGUGCUCUUGUGCUUCACGGUAUUGUCAGUUGUUGAGGUCCAUAGUGGUAUGAGAAAGGGUGUGUCUGGCGAAAGUCCACGGCUCCAACAGUUUUCAGACUGGUUGCAGAUGAAUGUGGUUGACAGGCAGAACUGGCUCGGUAUCAAGGCCUGUCUUAGCGAGACUAAAAUUUGCUCAAGCCCAGAAAUCUCCCCACCGGCGCGUGGGUUAUAUCGUCCCAUUAAGAAUGGUUGCUGUAAGCCCCCUGCUCACUGUGGUUAUAAGUUGAAGAAUGGCACCGUUUGGACAGUCCCAAGCUCGGGCUUAGCUUCUCGAGACCAUGAUUGCAUUAUGUGGAGUAGUGAACCGAAUACCCUCUGCUAUGAUUGUGAGUCGUGCAAAGCAGGGGUCCUUUCGAGGAUACAGGAGGACUGGUGGAGGCUAAGCAUUAUUGCUUGCUGCCUAAUCGCCUUCCUCGUCAUCAACUUCAUGGUCGGCUGCUGUGCUUUCAGAAGUAGCCGAGCUUUUGACAAAUACCAGAGAUGUGGAUAUAAGAGUUGA